Molecule: messenger RNA, 853 nt
Organism: Euleptes europaea (tarantolino)
Lineage: Eukaryota; Metazoa; Chordata; Lepidosauria; Squamata; Sphaerodactylidae
Gene: APOE
Product: apolipoprotein E
Exons: 4
Coding region: 25-849 (274 amino acids)
Biological process (GO): lipid transport; positive regulation of nitric-oxide synthase activity; negative regulation of neuron apoptotic process
Cellular component (GO): extracellular region; intermediate-density lipoprotein particle
Molecular function (GO): very-low-density lipoprotein particle receptor binding; low-density lipoprotein particle receptor binding; lipid binding
Source: RefSeq, a predicted model, not a curated record
AAGAGUUGGGGCUGCUUGGUAACCAUGAAGACCUUAAUCUUGAUUUUUGCGGCAGCUCUGCUAGGAGGCUCCAGGGCCAAUCCUGUCUUGCAAGCGGAGCCAAAAUCCAGUUGGGAAGGAGCGGUGGAAACCUUCUGGGACUACGUGACCAAGAUUGAGAAAUCAGCCGAUGAGGCUGCUACUCAAAUUAAGGCUUCCCAGAUCAACAAAGAACUGGAUGGCCUGAUAACAGACACCAUGGGGGAACUGGAACAGUACACCACUGACCUAAGGAACAAGGUAGGCCCAUAUGCUCAGGACGUUCAGCAGCGCCUGACUACGGAAGUGUCAUCCCUGGCGGGAAAGCUGCGAGCUGACAUGGAAGAGACCAAAAGCAAGCUACUCCAAUAUACCAAUGACGCCCGUGUGAUGUUCGACCACAACGUGGAAGUGGUUCGGUCGCAGGUUGAACUGUACAUGCGCAAACUGAGGAAACGCAUCACCAAGGAUACUGAGGCCUUGCGAAACAAAUUUGCGGCCUACACCGAGGAGGUACGGGCCAGCACUGACGACAAAGUACAUGCUGUGCGCCAGGGGCUGGAGCCCUACAUUUCCAGCAUCCGUGAAAAGGGGCAGGAGCGGCUCCAGGCCCUUCAGCAGGCUGUGGGAGAUCAAGGGAGGAUGGUUCAUGAGCAGCUCAGCGCCCGGGCUCAGGAGCUUCACAACCACUUCCGUGGGAAAGCUGAGGAAGUCAAGGACAACAUCGACCAAGUUACUGAAAAAGUACGCGAGUGGGUCGAACCCUUUCUGCAGGACCUCCGCUCACAGAUCGAGUCCUUGGUGGACAAGUUCAAGCAGCAGCAGUCUUAAAAGC